GGAUGAGAGUCACAUGGCAAGGUCAAAAUACACUUGAGUAAAAAAUAAACUUCCAUAAAGCUGACAGCUUCUACGCUAAUGAGGUGAGACCGUUCUUUACUUGUUUUAUUUAGCUUUAACGCAAGGAGAUAUCUGAGCUAAUAAAUGCUGUUUUCCUUCUCUGCCCUAUGUACUAGGUUUCUCAUUUAUUUUUAGGUGUAUUUUUGCAGCUGAGGCCUAGAUUAAGAGUAAAUAACCAUGAAAGUCUUCACCCCUGUGCUAGUUUUUCAAAAAAUGCCCACUGGGAAAGGCAGAGACAAAUUCAGCAUUCAGUGUUUGGAGUGUUUUGGUAAAAACCUCUAUAUAGGGACCAAAGAGGGAGUCGUUGAGUACCUCACUGUAAAUAACACAAGCGCUGAAGAAAGCCUUUCAGUGCGGGAGGUGGGGAAGAGACAGAUGGGCCGAAGCGGAGCAGUCAGCCAGCUGACGGCGGUCCCUGUUCUGAAUCAUCUCUUAGUUCUCUGGGACGGUUCGGUCACGGUGCUUAACAUGUUCUCCCUGGAACUCCUUCCUGCCCUGAAGAAAAUACAGAACGUGUCACUCUUCUGUAUCAGUGAGUCAGCAGUUCAGACUGAUUCCAUUGAGCUCAUUGCAGCUUCGACCAAGAGGAAAACAGUGAGCGUUUAUAAGGUGUGUGUGGACAGAUGGGAGUGUGUGAGACAGGUGGCUCUGCCGCAGGAACCUGUGGUUCUGGCUGCGCAUGGGACGUGUCUGUGUGUGGCCACUUGUGACAGAUAUUUUCUCCAUGAUUAUCAGAGCCAAACCACCCUCGAUCUCUUCCCACAUAACCUGGGAAAGCAAAAUAUCAUUGCCAACAAAUGUGGAAAAGGAGAAUUCAUUUUGAAUGGGCCUGGAUGUUUGGGCAUGUUUGUGAUGAAGAAUGGCACUUCCCAGCAUCCUCCAGUACAGUGGCCUGAUGGAGUGGUGGAUGCUGCAGUUCAUUUCCCAUAUGUGCUAGCGCUACAGAAUCAGACUAUUCAUAUCUACAGCAUUCUGGACCAGCAGCUGAAGCAAACUGUCCCUUUACAAAGUGCCAAAUCUCUCGUCUCAACAGAAGAAAGUGUUUUUGUUGUUGCUGACAAAGAGAUUCAUCGGCUGUCACCAGUUCCUUUGCAGGAUCAGAUUGAAGACCUUGUUAAGAAUCAGAGAGUUGAUGAAGCUCUGAUGCUGCUGGACAGACUUCAAGAUCUCCUGCCAAAAGAUUCAUACAAGGAUCUGCAUAAAAAUGUCAUCUGUACAUCUGGAAUGAUAAAGUUCUAUAGAGAGGCUUUUGUGGAAGCAAAAGAUCUUUUUAUUAAAGGUGAACUAGACCCACGGGAAAUCAUUAGCCUUUAUCCAGCUAUGCCUGUUAUGAGUGAAGACUUUACACCUCAGACAACAGCAGUGAGCAAUGCCAAGGACCUGUGGAUGUUAAGUCGGGACGAUUGGCCGACAUUUCAGCAGUACCUAAUCUUCUUGGAUGACUUCUUGAGAGAAGUCAGACCAACAGGACAGGGCCAAAUGUGUCCUCAGGACAUCGACUCAGCACUUUUUAAGCUGUAUUUGGAACAAGGUGAAUACGGCAAACUGGACCAGCUCGUGUCGUCGCAGAAUAACUGUAACCUCCAAAUGUGUGUGCCUGACUUGGAACAGCACAGAAGGUUUUUUACACUUGGAUUGCUCUAUCAAAGUCAAGGCCAGCAUUUCAAUGCAAUUCAGACCUGGGUUAAAAUUGUGGAAGAGCAGAGCGAGGACCCCUCACACAUCAGCGUGUUCCAGCAUAUAGUUAAUACACUCUCAAAUCUGGAACAUAAACCCAUCAUCUGGAAAUUUGUAGACUGGGUUCUUCAGAGAGACCAAGAGGCUGGGAUACUGAUCUUUACAAAGAAGCAUACAAGCAGCCAUGUUACGUUUGCGCCAGAAGAAGUCCUUACCAUUCUCUCCAGCUACCCACUUGCUCUGACUCUCUACUUGGAAUAUUUAGUCAGUGAAUUACACAGCAAGGAAGAAAAGCAUCAUACCAUGCUCGUCACAUCAUAUGUCAAAUGGAUACUGCAGUCAAUUGAGGAUGAAUACAACAAUAAAACAAGCAAGGAAGAGAUGAGACAUAAACUACAGCAAAUACUUUGGCAAUCUCCUUUCUAUAACGUGGACGCCAUAUAUAACCAAAUAACACCCUCGUUUCUUCAUGUGGAGAGAGCUAUUUUACUUGGGAAGUCUGGCAAACACAAAAAGGCCCUGCAGGUUUUGGUCCACGAAGAAAAAGACCAGCAGGCUGCUGAAAGCUACUGUCGGAGGACCUCUGCAGGACGAGACAGGAAGUUCACACAGGGAGUGUUUCUCUCCCUGCUUCAAAUCUACCUCGAGUCCUGUCAACAUGUUAUCACGGCAGUGGAUCUGCUGAACAAAAAUGCAGCGUCUUUCGAUUUAGUCAGCGUGUUGAGGGUGCUGCCGGACUCCUGGUCUCUUAAACUGGUUCUGCGGUUCCUCAGUGAAUCACUGAGAGGAACGGUGCAUGACAAAAGAAUGAGAGGGCUGGAGAUGAGCCUAGCCAAGGUGGAAACCCUAAGACACAAGCAUGUCUGGAUGGAAGCAACGCAUGAAAAAAUCAGAGUUGACGGAGAAUGUGUUUGCCAAUCAUGCCAGAAACGUCUUUCAGGGCCCGAGUUCCUGCGCAGGCCGACAGGAGAGCUGACACACAUAUCCUGUCACAGUGGAGAAAGCGGACACUGAACAACAAAGACACUAUUGUUCACUCAUAUUCACAUUUUUACUUUACAGUUAUACUCUAAGCAGAUGCUGUUUUACUAGGCUGCCUACAAUAAAGACUGUAAUUACUUGGACAGUAGGCAAUUACUAGCACAAAUUGCUGAGAACAUGCGAAGACACCAACAAAGCAAGCCACAAUACGAGCAGGAAACCCACAACAACUGCACAUAUACUCCACCACAAUAUAUAGCUGGGAUGAGGUUGUACAGUUUAAUGCAUACGGACAAACGUGACCCUAGACAACAAAACUAGUCAUAUGGGUAAUUUUUUAUUUAUUUAUUGAGAUUUAUAAUACACAUCAUCUGAAAGCUGAAUAAAUAAA
Messenger RNA from Carassius auratus (goldfish), 3109 nucleotides. Its product is annotated as transforming growth factor-beta receptor-associated protein 1. The transcript is spliced from 11 exons. Gene Ontology annotation, cellular component: cytoplasm; membrane. The record is from RefSeq and is a predicted model, not a curated record. Gene Ontology annotation, molecular function: protein binding. Lineage: Eukaryota; Metazoa; Chordata; Actinopteri; Cypriniformes; Cyprinidae. Gene Ontology annotation, biological process: endosomal vesicle fusion; intracellular protein transport; vesicle-mediated transport. The coding region runs from base 238 to 2751 and encodes 837 amino acids.